CCGGGAAUAGGAUCCGGGAGUCACCAAGCGUACCCUGGCCUAGGAUAGUUUAUCCCGUUCGGGUUCUGAAAAAGACCUCUGCUGGGGUGUCCUCCUCGGUCAGUCCGGUCAGUCCGCUUUGGCGGAUCAUCAAACGACAACGGACCCGGAACCGGAUCCUACCCCCUGUGGAUCCCUGUGGAUCCGACGGGUGUCACAGGGAACACAGUGAGAAUGUGCUUUGAGAGUUGAAGGUGAUGUUUGUUGAAAUACACCUGCAAGGUGAUGUUUGUUGAAGGUUCUGUUUGUUUGUUUGUGAUUUUUGUUUGGCAAAACGCGGUGGGUCAAACAACAGGAUAUGCCAAGGUCGACAGAGUGAUACCAAGCGGGGGUGAGGCAAAUGUGUGGGCAAUGUUGCAACAUGACACGGGCUACGUUACAAGCUUCAUUUAGUUGUUUUGCCACAUGGAACUCCAUGGAACUACACUUGCAACCAAUGGAUGUUGUUAGACAAACCACCACCGGCACCACCGGACUGCUGGACCUAACCCUCGGGUUGCCGGGCGAAGCCUCGGGUUGGCCCCGACUGCUGGAGACAACGACCCGUCUGAGGCAAACGCAUUCUCGACCCUCCCAGUUCGACAUGCCGAUGACCCUGGAUGAUGCAAAGGCGAGCAGUUCGGCACUGUCAGUUCCUUUUCGGCAAAUGGGUAUGUCACAGUAUGUCAGUUCCUUUCAGGCAUGUCACUUCCAUGCAAGAUACCAACUCCGCAUGUAUCAAACAAAUGAGCAAAUUCAGUUCGGAGUUGGUCUCAGAAACAAGCGGAUCUCACAGGGGUAGAGAGAAACAAAAACAUACGGAUGUGUUUUUGAGGCGCCGAGUUACGGAAGUGCUCAAGCCAGUCCAGCUGAUGGAGCAAAGGUUCGAACAUGGAUCGGUUUUGGAAGAGAGCAUGGCACAUCCAAAGAAAAGAUCAGCAAAUCCACACAUCCAAUGACCCCCGCUUGCAACCUGAAUGAAGUCUUUUGCCGGAUCCCCCCAAAGCUGCGUGUGAUGGGACCAAGCCAAACGACGAUCCCGGACUGAAUCUGCAAGUUCUUCCUGGAGAUGGUGUACGUCGAUUUCUUCGUUCCCAAAUCACAAACCAUCCUAUGUUCUUUCUCUUUCUCUCUUUCGUUCUUUCUUUCUUUCGUUAUUUCUCUAUUUAUUUCGUUCUCCCUUGCUCUCUUUCUUUUGUUCUUUUCUUUUUUCUGUUAUGUUCUGUUCUGUUCUUUUCUGUUCCUUCUUUCUUUCCGUCUUUCUGUAUGUCUUUGUUUUUUCUGCGGUUAUGGAAAAACCUCACAAGAGCGACCGACAAACGAACAGCCGCUCACGUUGUUCCUUGAGCCAAACGCAGGUCGUUUUGACCAUGGGUUCACCUUUCUCAGGUGUUCAAGACCUUCACGAAAAAAGGUAUGCUUUGGGUUGUGCUUUUCCAUUCACAAUUUCAUUUGUUUGAUGUAUUGCUUUCUUUAUUUCUUUAAUGUAUUUCAUGUAUUUAUUUCUUUAUGUCGUUCUUUCUUUUCUGACAUUCUUUCUUUAUUUGUUCUGUCAUUAUUUAUUUCUGUAUUAAUUAUUUAUUUUUCUUUUUUGCGUUCUUUCGUUCCGUCUUUUCUUCCUU
Molecule: messenger RNA, 1640 nt
Organism: Durusdinium trenchii
Lineage: Eukaryota; Dinophyceae; Suessiales; Symbiodiniaceae
Source: the annotation of a GenBank genome assembly